AUGAAAAACAUCAUAGCUCUAGUUAUUAUCUCGGCCGUCCAGGCUCAUUACACCUUCCCGGACCUUAUAUACAACGACGUGACCGAGACAGACUGGACUUACGUCCGCCAAACCGAAAAUUACCAAUCCCACGGCCCGGUUCAAAACGUCACCUCCGAAUCAAUCCGCUGCUACCAGCUCGCGGCGGGCAACGAAGGCGCCCAGACCCAAACCGUCACCGCCGGCGAUGUCGUCGGCUUCCGCGUCGACCCGUCCAUCCAGCACCCGGGACCUCUCGCUUUCUACAUGGCCAAAGCCCCAACGGGCGAGGUAGCCGCUGACUUUGACGGCGCCGGCGACGUCUGGUUCAAGAUCUAUGACGACCAGCCUACCUUCGCGGCCGAUGGGCUUACGUGGCCGUCGGCCGGGUUGACUGAGGUCAACGUUACGAUCCCAGAAUGUGUUGCGCCGGGGGAGUAUUUGUUGAGGGUCGAGCAUAUCGCACUGCAUGCUGCUUCGUCUGUCGGAGGGGCGCAGUUUUAUAUUGCGUGUGCGCAGUUGACGGUCGAGGGGGGCGGCACGACGGAGCCAGAGGGGGUUGCGCUGCCGGGGGCGUAUAGUGCGACCGAUCCGGGGAUUUUAUUUCAACUGUAUUAUCCGGUGCCGACGAGUUAUGUCAACCCUGGGCCGGCGCCGAUUACUUGCUAG
Pseudomassariella vexata is the source of this 687-nucleotide messenger RNA. Its product is annotated as glycoside hydrolase family 61 protein. The record is from RefSeq and is a predicted model, not a curated record. Lineage: Eukaryota; Fungi; Ascomycota; Sordariomycetes; Amphisphaeriales; Pseudomassariaceae. Bases 1 to 687 code for a protein of 228 amino acids. The transcript has 2 exons.